AUUUGAAAGAAGGACAUUUCGUACAAGAAUGGCAGGAAGUUUAUGAAGAUUUAAAAGCCGACAUUGAAGAAGUUGAUGUUAGUGCUGGGAUCGCAUCAGUUUUAGCUAUUAAAGAUGAUGAUGAAUUGAAAACAAUCAAAGCUGCCUGUAAACUUAGUUCCUUGGUAAUGCAACAUUUCAUUGGAGUUGUGACUUCCAUUAUUGAUGAAGAGAAACAAGUCACUCAUGAAAAGUUAUCUGAAGAUAUUGAUAACCUAUUGAUAAGUGAACAAAAUUCUUUCCUUAAAAAAGGAGUUCAAGACGUUGAUCUUUCGCGAGCAGAAUUUUGUUAUACUCCAAUUAUUCAAAGCGGUGGUGUCUACGAUUUUAAAUCUUCGGCCGAAUCUGAUGAGCGAGUAUUACAUGACGGAACAAUUCUUUGUUCAUUCGGUCUACGGUACAAAUCAUAUUGCUCAAACAUUGGCAGAACUAUUUUAUUCAACCCGACGAAGGAACAAGAAAAGAAUUAUGAAAUUCUUUUAGAACUGCAGCGGCGUAUUGUUGAUAACAUAAAAAGCGGUGUUAAGCUUCGCGAUGUUUAUUUGAAAGCCGUUAAUUUUGUUAAAAGUAAGAAGUCCGAUCUGGUUAACCAUUUCGUAAAGAGCCUUGGUCAUGGGAUGGGAAUUGAAUUUAGAGAAUCUGCAUAUUCUAUAAAUUCCAAAAACACUAAAGAGUUCAAGCAUGGAAUGGUUUUUAAUUUGUUUAUCGGUUUUCAAAAUUUAGAAAAUCCAAAAGCCACAGAUGAAAAGGGAAAAAUCUAUUCACUUUGGAUAAUAGAUACAAUUAGAGUUUCUAAUGAAACAGCAACUUUACUCACAGAAGGAAAUAGAAAGUUAGAUAAUAUGGCCUUUUCUUUUCAGGAUGGACCUGAAAGUGAUCAGGAAUCAAAAAAAGAGAACAAACGUUCUGCUCAAAAAGUUGAGUCAAAAAGAACUGCUACAAGGAAAUCUACCAUUUUGAAAAGUAAAUUCAGAAGUGAAGACAAAGAUGAAGAUUCUGAACAAAAACGUAAAGACCAUCAGGCAGAAUUGGCUAAACAAAAGCAAGCCGAAGGAUUGGCUCGUUUUGGAGAUGGUAUAGAUCAUCAAACAAGCCAGAGGGAAGCUGUUUUUAGAAAAUUCGAAAGUUAUAAGAGAGAUACGGCCCUUCCAAAGGAAGUCAAAGAUUUAAAGAUAGUAGUAGAUCAAAGAAAUGAAUCAGUUAUUCUUCCAGUUUUCGGGCUAGCCGUUCCUUUUCAUAUUUCUACUUUGAAGAAUGUAAAUAAGACCGAAGAGGGAGAAUACACUUAUUUGCGUAUAAAUUUCCUAACGCCUGGACAAGCUUCUGGAAAAAAGGAAGAUAUGCCAUUCGAUGAUCCGACUGCAAACUUUGUACGUGCUGUUACUUAUCGAAGCACCGAUGAGAAUUUGUCUGAAAUUUAUAGGAAGAUAGUGGAACUUAAAAAGACCGCUGCAAAAAAGGAAGCUGAAAGGAAAGAGAUGUCGGAUUUAGUUGAACAAGAUAAGCUGAUUGAGUUAAGAGGUCGACGACCGACAAAUCGAUUGUCAGACGUGUUCGUUCGUCCAGGCCUGGAUGGAAAACGUAUACCUGGUGAAUUAGAAAUUCAUGAGAAUGGGCGGAGAGCCUUAUUGAAUAAGGAAUUUAAAGCCUUUUCGGAGAAGAUUGCAGAAGCAAGUGAAGGGCGAGUGGAUGUUGACAUCCCCUUCAGAGAAAUUGCCUUUCAAGGUGUUCCUUUCCGAACCAAUGUGUUACUACAACCCACAACGGAUUGUCUCGUUCAUUUAACGGAUCCUCCAUUUCUGAUAAUUACAAUCGCUGAUGUUGAAAUCGCUCAUUUGGAACGCGUUCAGUACGGAUUGAAAAACUUUGAUCUGGUUUUUAUUUUCAAAGAUUACACACGUACUCCAGUGCAUAUUAACACAAUUCCCAUGAAUCAAUUGGAAAAUGUUAAAGAUUGGCUCGAUCACGUGGACUUGGUAUUUUACGAGGGACCACAAAAUUUAAAUUGGACUCAAAUUAUGAGGACAAUUAGUAAAGAUCCAGCAGAUUUCUAUAAGAACGGCGGAUGGUCUUUCUUAAGUAUGCAUGGCGAGGGUGAUGAUUCAGAGACUUCUACUGAAACAGCCAGCGAAUAUGUUCUCAGCGAGAGUGAAUUUAGCGAAAGUAGCAGCGAUGAUGAUAGUCGUGUUGACGAAGAAGUAUCUGAAUAUUCAGAAGAAACAACUGAUGAUAGUGGUGAAAGUUGGGAUGAGCUUGAAGAAAAAGCGCGUAAAGCCGACGAACGAAAGGAGGUACCGAAACGUAAAGAAGUAUUUGAAGACACGCGCGGGACAAACAAAAAAACUCGUCGUUAA
Funneliformis caledonium is the source of this 2393-nucleotide messenger RNA. Lineage: Eukaryota; Fungi; Glomeromycota; Glomeromycetes; Glomerales; Glomeraceae. The record is from the annotation of a GenBank genome assembly.